UUUUUGAUUGAGGGUUUAGAAGAUGAUGGUAGCUAAAAGCUUCGAUCUUUGGCAAAAGGAUGUCUUUUUCUCCGCCGCCGAGGAGGUUCAACAAUCUGCCGAUACGAUGGAAUCUGCAUGUAGGUUGUGGAUUAAAGAGAAGAGAGAAAGUGGUCGAGUCUCUGUAGAAUCAGACCACCUCUCCAAUGAACUUCAAGCAGCUUUGAGCACAGCUAAAUGGCAGCUGGAAGAGUUUGGGAGGGCAGUGAGGUUGAGCCAUGGGCGUUGUCGAGACGACACCACGUUGACUAGGCACAAACAGUUUGUCUCCGCUAUCGAAAACCAGAUUCAUCGAGUACAGUCUGCUUUGAGUGAGAACGGGGAACAGCCUUUGCGUUGGGUGGAUCUUAACAAAGAGGAGCGUGAUGACCUUGCCAUGUUUCUGUCUGGAUUUUCUCAGACAUCUGAGAGUUUCAGCAGUGAAAGCAUCAACUUGAGUAGAUGUUGCGGUGAGAGGACCCCCGUCUGUGUGAUAGACAUUGACGACGAGAGAGGUAGCCCUGAAAGUGCUAGUAAUAGAAACGGUACAAGAGGAACAUGGAGUUCACCUAAUGUUCCUGAUAUUAGAGCAUUGAGGAUUAAUGUUCCUCUUGAAGAAGAGGAGAAUAAGAGAAAUGUGUCGCAAACAGAAGCUACUCCUAAAGAAAAAGGAUAUAAGCCUCUGUUUUGGAUGCAGAGAUGUCGUGAUUAUAACCAGCUCUUUGACAGAGUCAGAUACUAUCAAAGGCGGUUUGGGGUUCCAUUAAACCGACCGGUUCGCAUUCCAUUUAACCGACCGGUUCAGCUCAUUCUUUCCUUGGCGUUACUAUUGUCUCUUCUAUUACUCUUUCGAGUUUAUUAAUCUUGAGAACUGAAACUCUCAAGAACACUUGACAGAUUCUUGCGUGUUGGUCACACAACUUAGAUGCUACAUGAUUCAACGUCCCUCAAGAAGGGCGAGAGAUUAAAAAAGGCUUUGUCAAGAACCAAAGGAGAACAAGCCUGGUUAUUUUUAUUUCUCUCAUAACCUCAGGGAACAUAUGAUAGGAACCUGUAAAAGACAGUUGUAGAUCUAUUUGUAAAACUUGAAGGUACGUUUCUAAAGAAAACCAAUGCGUGUUGUGUUCAGCGAUAAAAAAAAAAAAAUUGCCUGAAAUCUGCAAAGACGUUCACUCUGACACUUUCAACUCCAUUUGAUCAGCUUUUCGUUAAAUUGGUCAUCAACCACACAGUCCUCAAUCAGUAGAGGUUUAUCACAACUUUCAUUGGAAUACAAAGAACGAGUUUACUUGAAAAAUCCAAAAAAGGAUGACUAAAAUUUAAGUUUUUUAGUUUUCCGAUUGAGAAAUAAUGGAGGAAAUUCUGGGAAGAAAUCAAAACAUUAUUAGAGCGUCACUUCAGGGCGGCUUUAUGAUUCUGUCCUGCCAACUUCGCAGUUACUCAACCUUCUACCUAGUGGCACAGAAUUUAACGUACACAUCUGCACAUAUUUUUUUAGGGUAUGAAAGAUAACCGGUUUCUAAAGGUUAAAAUCUAUGUUCGGAAUUAAGCUGUGUGUGAAUUGGACGGUCAAUCGGCAAAUAAAAUUGGAGAUUAAUUAAUAAUGAAUUAGAAAUUAUUUUUUAAUAUUUAUUUAUUUUUGUUUUGAAUGAAUGUAAAAUUUAUUCAAACAAAACUUUAGUACAGAUAAAUAUUUUAAUUAAUAUUUAUUGUGUAUGUGCAGAUAAAUAUUUCAAUUUGUAAUAUUUAGAUGGUCAGACUUAGAUAUUGCUACUAUAUAAUCCGAGUUCAAGUCUCAUACUGUUUAAUUUAGGCUUUAAUUUGUCUUCUUAAGUAAGAAGAAAAAUCAUCUUUUAGUUAUCAUUUUUUCAUGUUACUUUCCUUAUUAAAAACCAGCCAUUUUCCAUUGAUUUCAUUCUUUUAAAUCAUUUUUGAUCCAAAUCUAUCAAACUCUUAUAGAUCUAAAAGAUACAACUAAAAUAAACUGGUUUAAAAAAUUUAUUGGAUCAAAAACAAGAGGUUGCAAAAAAAUUCGAUUAAGUGAUCUGCAUUUGUGGCGGUGCAGCCAGUUCUCUGCACGCAUUAUCGUCGACUAGACGAUCGUGUCACCCAGGGGCGAAGCCACUUUAUGAGAAGUGGUGGCAACUGCAACAUAUUUAUAUUGAUAUCCACAAUUCUAUAGAUAAAAACAUUGCAACUUUAGUGGAUUAGAUGGCAAAUUUAGCCUAUGAUCCACCCAUAAUAUUCUGAGUUCAAAUCUCUCACAUAGAUUCUUUUAAGUUUAUUACCAAUAAUACACCCAUUCAAUAUGUUCUCUAGAUUCUCCCCUGGUCUCACCCGAUUUUUUGGACAUGGUCAAUAAGACUUAGUGUAAAAGAAAAGCUUACACAGUAUUUAUGAUCGAUAACAAACUACAGUUUUAAUUAAUAAAAUACUCGUAAAAAUUAAAAACAAAUAUUAAAAGUCAAAUAUAUUUAUAAAGAUUCAAAUCCUUUCUUAAAUAUUAACAGAGAAAUUACAUAUAUAUAUA
Brassica napus (rape) is the source of this 2548-nucleotide messenger RNA. RefSeq lists its product as uncharacterized. The coding region runs from base 23 to 880 and encodes 285 amino acids. The record is from RefSeq and is a predicted model, not a curated record. Gene Ontology annotation, cellular component: membrane. The transcript is spliced from 2 exons. NCBI's taxonomy places the organism in Eukaryota, Viridiplantae, Streptophyta, Magnoliopsida, Brassicales, Brassicaceae. Gene Ontology annotation, biological process: Golgi vesicle transport.